This is a messenger RNA of Sodiomyces alkalinus F11, 803 nucleotides long. RefSeq lists its product as hypothetical. Bases 161 to 586 code for a protein of 141 amino acids. NCBI's taxonomy places the organism in Eukaryota, Fungi, Ascomycota, Sordariomycetes, Glomerellales, Plectosphaerellaceae. The record is from RefSeq and is a predicted model, not a curated record. The transcript has a single exon.
CGAACCUGCAGCUACCUUUGUCUCCUUGCAAGGAGAAUUUUCAUAUUUUCAAUUUCCCCCGAUUUUAUUUCCUUUUUGUAACUCGACAGUUUGCACUUUGUGCAUCCGUUUACUUUCGUUUUCCCGCUGUCUUCUCCCUAUCUACCGGAGACGCCUGUAUAUGUUGGGCGCGAGUUCAUACACCUCACGCUAUCUAUAUUCACAUAUUGCACCAUCAACAGUUCAUAUCUUCUUAUUUUAUUUUAUUUUAUUUCUCUGGCUUGGGUUGAGGACCGGGGUAAAGCAAAAACGGGUGUUGAACAGGAGAGAGAGACUUGGUUACAGGGCUUAUUCCCUGAAGAUGGUACUGGGGGGCGCAUGCUACGCACAUGCAGACUAUCGGGACAGGAUGGGUCGGGCGUCUUUUCUCCAAGACGGACACUCAAGGGCAACAUGGGUCUCUUCAGUCUCUCAGUCUCUUCUCGGAGGGUCAAAUGUGAACGAGGGGAGAGAAGCAGGCUGGUGCGGUCUCCUCCCUUGUCUUGAGGACAGACUCUUGGGGAUCUUGCCCACCCUUUUUACUCUUUGCUCUUUUCCCUUUUCCUAGCAGUAACAAUAAUAGAUCAGUCCGUCUGCUCAUCUGAAUUCAAGUUGAACCGCGAUGACAUGUGUUCUCUGUAUCAUCUAUCAGAUGUAUUACGUGGUUCGGCCAGGGGUCCACGACAAACUUGUAGCUAUCCCCACAUGCAACUACUCGCUACUAUUACUCUAUAUUAAGGUUAAGAGAGAUGAAAGGCUGUCCACGACCUAAGACGAUUUCGCUU